UUUUCGGAGCAGGAGCAUCUGUUUCGUGUUCAAAAACCGGUAUCCGGCAUUUUAGUGUGUGUGUGCGCUUAUGUGCAUCUCUCUUACUCUGGGAAAGCGUGUUAUACAUGUAACGUGUGUUUUAGAAGUUUAGAUACAAUUUCAGCUAUGUUAAGUUUAAGUGGACUUUCUGUGGCACUUGUGUUCGCCUUAAUGCCGGGCAGCAGUGAAGCUUUAAAAGACGGAGAGUGUGAAGUGUGUGUCACCUUUCUGGGGAAGUUUCACCAGUCACUAAAAGACAAUAAUGUCCAGUUUACCAGUGAGGUCAUUGAAAAGGCUCUGAUGAAAGCCUGCAAGGAUGCGAAAGGAAAGGAAAACCGAUUUUGCUACUACAUCGGAGCAACGAGCGACGCCGCCACGAAAAUCGUUAACGAGGUCUCAAAACCGUUGAGUUACCACGUGCCGGUGGAGAAGGUGUGUGAAAAGCUGAAGAAAAAAGACAGUCAGAUCUGUGAACUGAAGUACGAUAAACAAGUGGACUUGAGCACCGUGGACCUGAAGAAGCUGAAGGUGAAGGACUUGAAAAAGAUUCUGGACGAAUGGGGCGAGUCUUGCAAGGGUUGUGCGGAGAAAUCGGAUUUCAUCCGUAAGAUCACCGACCUCAUGCCUAAGUACGCCCCGAACGCAGCCAAGGCACGGACAGACCUGUAAACUCUCUCUGUGGACUUGUGGGACCAAAGGCGCGUCAUCGCGGAUGUGAUUAUUUUUGCGCUGUGCGUCCUGAUGGGGCUUUGUUUGUCAGAUCGCCUGUUAAUCUAGUGGUAAACCUGAGGACUGCGACCAUUCCAUUCGUCCAUUAUUUUAAGGCACGCUGUACUGUAAAUACCCGUUAGACAACAUUUAUACUGUUUCAACCCAAAGUCCAUGUAUGAUAUAUAAUAACUCUCCUGAAUAGCGUACAGUUUGCCUAGUGUUGACUUUGACUUUCAUAAAUGCUUCAGGUGCUAACAUGGACUUCCAUUCCGCUGGUUAUUAAUUCAGAAAUUAGAAUAACCUCAUAAAAGGAUCCUUUUGUCUCAAAUGGGGCCAAGGCUGAACGAGAGAGCCGAGUUCAGACAUUUAUUUCAGGUUUACAGCGAAACAACCGCAACACGAAGGUCAGAGUCAAGAAACUGAAUGUGUAUCUAGAUGGUGAUGGGUAAAGAUCACAAGCCACUGUCGCCCUGUAGUUUACCUGUAGUUUCUUUUCAAAUGGAAUAGGGUUUUUUUUUUUUUUAAUUUGACUAUUAUAUGGAAGAGGAUGUGUGAGAUCCAAACUGAGUCAAGUCAUGCUGAUGUCACUGUAAAAGAUCUUUAUUAAGGUUGUAUUAUACUUUUUCAUUAAAAUAAGAAAACAGCUCUGCUUUCCAUUCAUUUGAUUUCCAGACGCGUCUUUUGUAAAGCGUCACUCGUGUGUACGAGGUCCAUCGAGAACGGAGUCCGUGCAAUGCUCGAAAGACGUCAAGUCGGCUGCGUCAGACCGGUUUACUCCUACGAUUUGUCCGUAGUUCCUACGAUUUUUCAAAACAAAAUACGGACUACGAAUUCUUGUCCAAAAACUACGAUUUAUGGCCGAAAUGUUGCCAAAUGGAUCGUGACUUACUUUAUAAUCAUAUUUAUUGUGGGAAUCGAACAUCGAUCGUAUAGUCAUGGGCGCGGCCAUGUUUAAUCACGUUUAAGCCACGUUUACCGUACGUUGCAUUGAAUGCCAUAAUUGAGUUGCCAUAAAUGCAUGUUCAGUUAUUAACCAAUGUCAAACUUUGUUAACUUGAAAUUAAACUUUUUUUGAUGUUGA
This is a messenger RNA of Neoarius graeffei (lesser salmon catfish), 1813 nucleotides long. It is a transcript of the gene manf, whose product is annotated as mesencephalic astrocyte-derived neurotrophic factor. Bases 148 to 690 code for a protein of 180 amino acids. Lineage: Eukaryota; Metazoa; Chordata; Actinopteri; Siluriformes; Ariidae. Gene Ontology annotation, cellular component: endoplasmic reticulum. The record is from RefSeq and is a predicted model, not a curated record. Gene Ontology annotation, biological process: neuron projection development; dopaminergic neuron differentiation. The transcript is spliced from 4 exons.